GACGAAAGGCGAAAGUGAUGACUGCCGUAAACGGGUAUCAGGGAAACACUCCGGCAGAUCCUCCGGCGUCUAAUGGCUCGAAACAACCCGCGGCUCCGACCAAAACUGUUGACAGCCAAUCAGUUCUCAAAAGGCUGCAAUCUGAAUUGAUGGGCUUGAUGAUGGGCGGUGGUCCGGGGAUAUCGGCUUUUCCAGAGGAAGACAACAUAUUUUGCUGGAAAGGGACAAUCACAGGAAGCAAAGAUACAGUUUUUGAAGGAACUGAGUACAGACUCUCACUCUCUUUCUCCAAUGACUAUCCUUUCAAACCUCCAAAGGUUAAGUUCGAGACAUGUUGCUUCCACCCCAAUGUUGAUGUCUAUGGCAAUAUCUGCUUAGACAUUCUUCAGGAUAAGUGGUCAUCUGCUUACGAUGUGAGGACAAUACUAUUGUCGAUUCAGAGCCUCCUGGGAGAACCUAACAUCAGCUCACCAUUGAACACUCAAGCAGCUCAACUUUGGAGUAACCAAGAAGAGUAUAGGAAGAUGGUUGAGAAGCUCUACAAGCCUCCCAGUGCAUGAUUUCUGCUAGCUCUUGUGAUUCAUAAAUCUCGUCCACUGCGUUUGAUGAUUUCACAUACAAUGAUUUUCCAGAAGAAACACUUUGUGUCAUUCAUUUGCUUUAUUCUUUGUUUCUGAACAUCAGCAGUUUCAUCUGUAACUUUACCUUAAGUUUUUUGACUUGAGCCGAAUAAUGACAGAAUGUGGCGAGUGAGUUUUUCAUAGAUUAAUCAGAAUUCAGAAAGAUAAUAUACU
This is a messenger RNA of Camelina sativa (false flax), 794 nucleotides long. Its product is annotated as ubiquitin-conjugating enzyme E2 20. Lineage: Eukaryota; Viridiplantae; Streptophyta; Magnoliopsida; Brassicales; Brassicaceae. The record is from RefSeq and is a predicted model, not a curated record.